AUGACGAAGCUCAUAUCAGGCUCAUAUGAUACAUACAUGUCCUGUCAGUCUGGACUCUGUACGCAGCUUCUCCGCCAUCUCGACCAAAACGCUGCGGUUCGGUGCGGCGCGGUGCGGUGCGGCGCGGUGCGGUGCGUUCCAGCACAUUGCACAAUGCCCCGAAAUCACGCCCUUGAACAAGAUCCGGACGAGAUGUCGCCCUCACCUGCAAUUGCUUCCUCACCACGUGCGCGACCAGGAUCAAUGAUACUCCACAUCGCGCGGAUUCUUUUUCUUACCACGGCCAAAUACAACAACCUGCUGCAGACUGCCGCUAGCGGUCGAUCACUUCCAUCCACUCGGCAGCUCGCCUGCGUCAAGACUUCACGCUAUCUGGCGGGUACUCCUUGUGUUUCGGCAGGUGGUGCGGUGAUGAAGGACUGCCAUCGCACCGUCCUUGGCACUUCUGGGCCCCUGGACGAAUGCUGGCAUCCAACCAAUAGACCUUCGGCGACCUCAACAACGGGGAAAUUAUUACGGCCAGGAUGCAGUAUCAUGAAUCAUGAAUCAGAACAACAGCAGUACUCAUCAAGGCUCAUAGUCUCUCGGCGUACAGACUGCCAAGAGAGCCUUCCCCGUCUGGUGCGGACUGCGAACGACUCUGGCAAAGCUAGCGCACGGGCCCUUGGCUUCUGUGCUUCUGACUUCACUAUGCUGCAAGCGAGAGCUGGAAUAAGUCGAAUGCUGACGCUGGGCAAACGAGAAAACAUCCUCUUGGCGGAUCACGUUGAUGCCCAACCGUGCUGGCAGUAUAAGUACCGAAAAGAUGAAAGCUUCUCAUUCAUCAUGCUUCACAACAAGUCGAUUGAUGAGGGCGAACAGCAGUCAACAUGGCAACGUAUCCCACAAAUCGGAAAAGAUGCAGAGCUCGACGAUUACAGAGAAGUCAUCUCUGAAAUGGGCGAGGGGCCCCAGAAACGCACUGCAAGCGGAAGCAACGCAGCCUUCAACCAGUUCGAGCAAGGAACUAUAGCUCGAAUCAACCAUUUCUGCGAACUAGCGACCUCGCAAAAAGACGUAAAUAACUCAGACGCAACGACGGACUGGGAAGUAUCUAUGAUUUUGCUACAACUUACGCUAUAUGAACGAAAAUCCGGGAUCUAG
Messenger RNA from Pseudocercospora fijiensis CIRAD86, 1143 nucleotides. RefSeq lists its product as uncharacterized. The coding region runs from base 1 to 1143 and encodes 380 amino acids. Lineage: Eukaryota; Fungi; Ascomycota; Dothideomycetes; Mycosphaerellales; Mycosphaerellaceae. The record is from RefSeq and is a predicted model, not a curated record. The transcript is spliced from 13 exons.